GAAUCUGCAAAUCCUCCAAACACAGUGCAGUUUCUGUUUCUCCAACAGACAAAAUAAAAUGAGACAAUGCUCAGUUGGCAACAUGGGAAAUAAAGUAUCAUGGUACAUGGUAACCAAUAACUGUGGUAUUAUAUACCUGGUUAAAGUGUCCAAGUAGUCCAUGAUCACAUAUCUGUUCUGAGGUACAGCAUGAGAUGUAUAUACAUUUGAUCUGGCCUCAUCCUUAAUUCUGGUCAAGCUACUCAACUUAAAGGGGCACUCCACCAAUUCUACACAUAAAGAUCAGUUUAAAUUUCAUACCUUUCAUCAGCAGUACCACACAACCAGUGAAAACAGUUGUGUAAUGUCUUCUUUGGCUCUGGAGGAGCUUUGUCAAGUCUGAGAAAACAACCCUGAUGAUGUUAUCUCAGGUUGGGCUUGGACUUCAAAUUUAUUAUAGAAAGCAUGCGUUACAAUCUGGGGGCAUGGAGUUGAUGUAGGAGUUUCCAGGCAUGGAGGGCCUAAUGAAAAAAAGCCAUGGAAUUAUGGGAUCCAGUGUUUUUGGAGAUUGACCCUAAUUAGGGACAGAGUAUGGGGAUACCUCGGCCUCUGCUGCAUCAAUUUUGACACUUCUUUUUUAAUCUGUCAACUUUAUGGAAGUGCAAUGCUAAAUCACUGGAGUACCCCUUUAAGUUUUUACUGUAAACAAAGAGACACUCAAAUUGGCAGCUAAAAAUUGUCCUAAACAAAUGUGCUAUUUACUCCUGUUUGAGUAAUGUUUUCUAAAAAAUACAGCUGUUUCAGGACAUCACUGACACAUUUUUAAGAAUGAAAGCAUAUAUUUAUUAUCCAUUUUUAAAGAUGUACAUCUUCAGUAGUAACGAUUGGACUCAGGGCUGAGAGCCACUUGCUAGAUAAAAAUGUGUUCCUAAUUGACAUUCCCAACAUGGAUAUGCUUAGUGAAGGUACAGUAAAGAGAAAAUACAACCUCUGUAGAAUUGGACAGUACAAGUUACUUAUAUGGUGCUGCCAUUCCAUAUUUCCAUUGAACACCUGUUUUUAGUUUUCCUGUGAUCUCCUCUCAUGUUCCUGCUUUGACAAAAAAGAAAUGCCGACUGGUUCAUUCAGCAGCCCAAUUAGGACAUACAUACCUUUUCAAACAUCUUCUUCAGACGUGCACUGAGACAGGAAUUUCUCUCAGUUUAAAUUAGGCUGAAGGUAUAUGUGUCAGUUUGGACACCCACCUUCAUCACGCGUGACGGGUGACGUAUGUAUUAUGGGGUCUUUAAUAACAGGGGACAGAGUGGUCGGCAGGAAAUUAGGCAUGUGUCCUGGUGCUGUCCUGAGAGAAGGUGUCUCUCCUGCUGUUAACAUGCUAACCGCAGUCUUUCUGUCAACGCUCCUGAUGCUGGGGGGUCUAGGAGGGGCAGCAGCGUCUGACUUGCAGGUCUAUGGGAAAUCAAUCCACACUGAUAAAACUUUGCUGAGCAGCGAUGAUGGAAGACACACUGUGAAGAAACAGCCACACCAACAAACAAAAAGUGAAAUCCGCAGGAGUUUGGAUCUGGAUAGCUUUAACAUACAAGUGACCCCCGCCACCAGCAAAAUCAGCCUCCCGAUCAUCACCAAGCUCUACGCGCCUACUGCCCAACCUCUCCACCGGCACAGCAACAUGCCCAUGCGCUUCGGAAGGGACAGUAAUCCUGGUGAUGACAGGUUCCCAAACUCGACCCCCAACAUGCCCCAGAGGUUUGGAAGGUCUUGGGAAGAGAUCAAAAUGUGUCCCCAGUGCCCUGGUGUCCGAAAAGCACUGAGCCCAGUACUGCCUGAGAGAUUUGGGAAAAACACUCUGCACUGGAGCCUUCUUAGGACUCUCGCCAAUGCACAGUUAUUUAACACUGGCUUGCACUGGGCUGACGAUUUUGACUUUACAGCCAGCUCAGAAGAGGUGGAGAUGCAAGAAAAAACCUUUAAAGGACGAAAGAGGAGUACAUAGGCCAAAACUGAGGUCUACCAUAGCAUGUAAAUAUCAACAUACAGUGU
This is a messenger RNA of Siniperca chuatsi (mandarin fish), 2022 nucleotides long. RefSeq names its product neuropeptide VF precursor (gene npvf). NCBI's taxonomy places the organism in Eukaryota, Metazoa, Chordata, Actinopteri, Centrarchiformes, Sinipercidae. The transcript has 3 exons. Gene Ontology annotation, molecular function: signaling receptor binding. The record is from RefSeq and is a predicted model, not a curated record. The coding region runs from base 1202 to 1975 and encodes 257 amino acids. Gene Ontology annotation, biological process: neuropeptide signaling pathway; negative regulation of gonadotropin secretion.